UUGGGGCUGGGACUGGCUCCGCUGCUCCCCCCGCUGCCGCCUCUCCGCGCUCCGCCCGGUCCUGCCGCCUCCGCCCGGCCCCCUCGCACCCCCUCCCCCGGCCCUUCCCGGUGCCGGCGAGCCCCGAAUCGGGUCAGUCGCUCUUUAAAGGCUGGAAGGCUGCACCAUGUGAUGCUUCGGCUCCGGCGGGGAGGGGGCAGCGCCUGCGGGAGCCGAGCGGUGUCGGGCACCGGGGACCGAGCGCAGCCCCGGCGGCCGCGGCCAGCCCGGUCCCCGGCGGCCGCAGGGUUCCCCCGGCCGCCCCAGCAUGAGCCCCGGCUCGCUCUGCGGGGGGACAGCGCUGGCUCUCUGGGGGUGAGAGCACCCCAAAACAAGCCCUGGAUUUGCAGGACAAGGUGACCGAGGACCCCCACGGGAGUGGGGCGGACCGGAGCAUCAUGGCACACCCCAUCUCAGCCUUCCAGGCUGCCUACAUCUCCAUCGAAGUGCUCAUCGCUUUGGUGUCCGUGCCGGGCAAUAUCUUGGUCAUCUGGGCUGUGAAGAUGAACCAGGCACUGCGGGAUGCCACCUUCUGCUUCAUCGUCUCGCUGGCGGUGGCCGACGUGGCCGUGGGGGCUCUGGUCAUCCCUCUGGCCAUCAUCAUCAACAUCGGACCCCAGACGGAGUUUUACACCUGCCUCAUGGUGGCCUGUCCCGUCCUCAUCCUCACGGAGAGCUCCAUCCUGGCGCUUCUGGCCAUCGCCGUGGAUCGGUACCUGCGGGUGAAGAUCCCUGUCAGGUAUAAGAGCAUGGUGACACCACGGCGGGCAGCUGUUGCCAUUGCCUGCUGUUGGAUAGUCUCUUUUCUGGUGGGACUUACCCCCAUGUUUGGGUGGAACAACCUCAACAAGAUGCGAAGGACUCAGGAGCUGAACAGCAGCCACACAGAGUUUGUCAUCACGUGCCAGUUUGAGACGGUCAUCAGCAUGGAGUACAUGGUGUACUUCAACUUCUUUGUCUGGGUCCUGCCUCCCCUGCUGCUGAUGCUGCUCAUCUACCUGGAGGUCUUCAACCUCAUCCGCAAGCAACUCAACAAGAAGGUGUCCUCCAGCUCCAACGACCCCCAGAAGUACUACGGCAAGGAGCUGAAGAUCGCCAAGUCCUUGGCGCUGGUUCUUUUCCUGUUUGCGCUCAGCUGGCUGCCUCUGCAUGUCCUCAACUGCAUCACCCUGUUCUGCCCAUCCUGCCAGACCCCGCACAUCCUCACCUACAUCGCCAUCUUCCUCACCCACGGCAACUCGGCCAUGAACCCCAUCGUCUACGCCUUCCGCAUCAAGAAGUUCCGGACAGCCUUCCUGCAGAUCUGGAACCAGUACUUCUGCUGCAAAACCAACAAAAACGCCACCAGCACCACCACAGCUGAGACAGGCAACUAGGAACUGGGAGAGGGCAGAAAGGGGCACCUGUGCCCACCCAGUCCCCACCCAGACACUGUUCCUGCUGUCUCAGGAAGGGGUAGCAAGGACCCGAUGGGUUCUGAGUUCAGAAGCCCCCUGCAGUCCCUACAGCCACCCCAGGGGGUUAUUUAUUUGCAAGCAUUGUACUGUUUGGAUAUUGUAGCCUGCACUGUUCCUUUCUGGUUUAGGAUUUUUUUUCUCCCUGAUUGUUUUUGUUUUUAAUUUUUUAAGCAUUGCCAAGUAUUUAAGGAGAAAUUGUACAGACAAAUGCGCAGUUUAUCUUCAUGCAAAUAAAGUCCAGUGAUCCAAACCACCCAGGAGGUGCCCUGCCAUUGAUGGAGACCCUCAGCUCCAUGGUGUUGGUGGUGCUGGGGGCACCUCACACUCUGGCCCCAUGUCCAUGGAGCCAUGGGGGUACCUGGGCACUGGGACAAAGGGGUGCCCUGUGGGAGUGAAGAUGCUGAGAACUAGGAGAAUCCAGGGCACUGGGAUUUCUGAAGAAAUUAAGUUUGAAAGCCCUUUCUUUCCCCUCUUCAACCAGGGAGAGAUGAGCUGGGCUGAGACAUGGGACGAGAUAGGAAGCCUUCCCAUGGCAUUGCCAGCACCCAUAGGGUAGUGAACCCACUAACUUGCAGAGCAAAGGGUCAGUCUCCAGCUCUCAGUACUACCAGAGAGGUAGGCAGAGGUGGGUAUUGGUGAAACUCUUAAGCAUAAUACCAGAGAACUCUGCAGAAGCUGCUUUUGCUCCCCAAUGGCUCCCCAUGGAUCCCAGCAGCACCCACUACCCCUGCAAGCUGUACCCAAGGGAGUGUGUCCUCUCCACUUGUCUUCUCUCUCCCUUUACUCUGGUUUUGAGUCAUUUUCCCUCCUUUCUCCUGGCUGUUUUCUGUGAAAAGCAGUAGAGAAUCUCUCCCAGACUGAUCAUCUCACACCUCCCAUGUUGUUCCCUCCCACCCUCUCUGUGCAGCCAAACUCUUUUGACCCAAACAUUGUGGGUUAAUGCAGCCACCUCCACAGUCCAGGAGGCAGACGGGAACAUGGACCCCUCUGGGAGCAAGUAGGGGACAGCUACAGGCCACCAUGUGGGUGCUGAUGCUGCCAGAGGGCACUUUGCCACCACUGAAGUUCAGCUGUGGAUAGAUUUGAGGAGGGGUUGGCUGGGGAUGGACUGUCCCUUAUCCAGCUCUGAUCCCUCUGGAUGCUGGAAGUUCCAGUCCCUCCUCCAGGGCUGAAGCAGUGGUGGAAAAAUUUGAGUUGAUUUGGAUUCUUUUCUUAUCAGCAUCCCUUGUUCACCAGGCUCGCAUUGGAAACAGGUCCUGUGGCCCUGCCCUGCCCCAGCGAGGUCAUGCUCCUCAGAGGGGACGUCAGCAAUGAGCAAAGUGACUGCAGCAAGUUCCCACAGAGACUGGGGGUGCAGAGAGGAGAAGGACCUUGGAUGGGUGAGAUUUAUGGGUGAUUUUUAGUAAUGUUGGGAGUGUGCAGCACAGGCAUUGGGGCAGCCAGGAGUCCCUUCUCCCACUGCUGCAGCCAGCUCUAUUUAGCUUGGAGGGAUGAGGAGGGCAGCAAGGAAGAGAGGAGAUGAAAGGCUCAUUGCGGGGGCCUUGAUGUAUUUCCAGGCUCCUGGCUCAGAUAGCACUGGGAACAACGGGAGCAGAGCAGAAAAACAAUGGCAAGGACAGGAGAAAAUCCUUCCCUUAGUCCUCAUCACAGUAGAGGGGUCCUGAACGCCCUCCCAAACUUCCCAUGGUGCAGAUGGUGCUGUGCUGGUGCUGAGCCCUUGGGAUCAGCAAUCCCCCAUGGACUUCAGCCCACACUCCCCUCCCAGGCAUCACCAGGUGCCCUGGGGCCAGCACUGAACCUCUCACAUGAGGGUGAGGCUUUGGCUCACCCCAUAUCUGCCCGAUGGCUCCUCUGCCCAGUGCGGUGACUCCCGUGCUCCCACUUUGCCAUGUCCUGUGCCAGCUCUGGCCAGAGCCAGCAUCUCCUCGAAAGGGCAGAGGGAAGAGCCUCAGGUUUCAUGGAGCACCAAUAUCAGUGGUACCUGAGGGUGCUGCAACGCCAGGUUAGUGAGGAUGAGAGAGGAUCCGAGGCCUUGGUCCCCUGGCUCCACAGCACCGUGCCUUCAGAUUAGUGCUGCUGUUUGCCCAGCUAUGAGUCCCACUUGCAUCUUAUUUCUGCUGCUUUUCUGGAACUGACCCUUUGGCCUGAUCCUUGCUAAGGUAACCAGGAGCCUGGUGACUGGGAUGCUCAUAAAUUAAAGGGCAUGUGAAUGGUUGCUUCAUUAAAAAUAGCAUAAAGUGGAUUUUCCACUCUGUGCCCUCCAGACCUGUCCCUGAGGGGGAGCCCUCACUAAAAGUGGAAGUUGUCACCCACCUCCGUCCCCUGUGGGGUUACAACACAGCCUGUGCUCUGUAGGACUGAAAUAAGGGCCUGGAAAGGGCAGAGCAUGCAGCAUGACAGAGUCCUGGAGAUCAGCUCACAGCCUGCUUCCAGACCCUGUCCCUGAAAGAAUCCCACUGGCCAAGGCCCCGUGCCCAGGUACCAGGGACACCAAGGGGGACAGGACACCCCCAGCAGUGUCUAGGGCUGGGUAUGAGCAUGCUAGGGAAAACAAGCUCUACACUUGCCAGCUGGGACUGCAACCUCAGCUCUGUGGCAUUACCACCAGAACCAACCACCUCAAAAAUCCAUCCUGACCAGCAGUGGGAUAAAAUUAAUCUGACAAUGCCCUCUGAUGGUGGAAACAACACUGAUGUGGAUGGUGCUGCACCAUUACUGAGCCUCAUGGGACCAGCAACACUCCCUGGACUUCGUCUUGGGCUGUAGGUGCCUGGGGACAGAUGGGGACAAAGCAGAGGGGCUGCAGGAGAGAUAGUGCAGAGAGGGGUUUGAUUAAUCACAGGUACUGCCCAGCUUUGCUCUCCGUGGCACCAAGGGUGGGAUGGGCUCUGAUCUAUGGAUGCCAGGCUGGAUUUGCAUCUACAAUGGCAAUUCCAGGGCCAGCCAGGACACAGGCAGGAUGUGGGUCUGGCCCCAUGACAGAGUAGCCACACAGCUGGGAGAGCUCCUACCCUCGUGCCCCCAGACUGAGGGGUGAGGCAGUGCUGGUGGAGAGAUCACCCCACGCCACUGACCCCAGGUAACCAUGUGUUCCAUGGGUCCCUCUGGGCUCUGCUAACACCCAAUGUCUGCCCCAAGCUGGCCCAGAGCUCAAGUGAUAACUCAUCCUGCGCAUGAGCCACCUGCUCACAGGGAUGAGUCCCCUCCUCUGGAUAAAACAUCAACAGGUCCUGUACCCACCAUGGGGAGGUGACAGCUCCUGGCUGGAUCAUUGCCUCACUGGCAUGGAUAAAGAAACUGUGCUUCAAUAAAGAAGCAUUAAGAUGCUGCAA
Molecule: messenger RNA, 4828 nt
Organism: Motacilla alba alba
Lineage: Eukaryota; Metazoa; Chordata; Aves; Passeriformes; Motacillidae
Gene: ADORA1
Product: adenosine A1 receptor
Exons: 3
Coding region: 438-1415 (325 amino acids)
Biological process (GO): G protein-coupled adenosine receptor signaling pathway
Cellular component (GO): synapse; dendrite; membrane
Molecular function (GO): G protein-coupled adenosine receptor activity
Source: RefSeq, a predicted model, not a curated record